AUGAGCGCCGUCAGUCAAAGCGAAGCAGACCGGGUGCUACACCUCAAGAGCCGAGAGCGAGAGGCUCAUGCAUGCUACACAUGCAGAAAGCGGAAAGUCAAAUGCGAUGGAAACCAACCAUGUCGUACUUGUCAGAAGCGAAAACACCCCGAAAUCUGCACCUACGCCCUUGCACAUUCGAGGCGCAGAUCGGCUUCUCGCCACAGUGUCGCUCGCUCGGCUUCGCCCAGAUCACCGGCCGUAGCAAGCAACGAACAAGCACGGCCUGAUGAUAGUUCGAAAAAUUAUGUCUAUUCUGGUGACAAUUCGGUUGUUUCGAUCCUGCGCAUGCGAGCAUCGGACGUCAAUGGAUCGGUGGCCCGCGAUGUUGGAUCUGUUCUUGGUCUGCAGAAUACCUUCAGCAAUUAUAUUUUUAUGGAUUCGAAGACGCCGCUUGAGAGGUGGAAGUCACUGCUGACUGUAAUGCCUCAGAGAUCAGAGGUCUUGAAAUUCUUUCACUUUUAUCGUGUCACAGCAUAUCCAUUCAAUCCAAUACUCGCUGACAUAGACCGCUUUGAAUCUGAUUUAUGCACCUAUCUCAAUGCUCACGCAUCUGGUGAAGUACGCGACCCGGAAAAGAUCACUGAUCGCUGGGCAACCGACAAGUCUAUUGGCCAUAUCAGCCUUCUACUAGCAACAUUGGCGGCAGGGGCGCAUUACUCCGAUACUGAAUACCCCGAACGCUUUGAACUGUCAACUGACUUUGCCCGUCGAUCAUUUCAUGCUCUCCGCUUGGCCAAUUUCCUUUUCCGACCAUCACUAGAUAUUAUACAAGCGCUGCUUAUCUUGGGGAAUACGCUGCAGAAUAUGGGACAGUCCGACGCCGCCUGGGCGUUACUGGGAACGACGAUCCGAUUAGCUCAGACUAUGGGCCUACACACUGAAAGGAGUACUGUUCACUGGCCGGAAAAUGUGAGAACGAAGGCCAGGAAUCUUUGGUCAACAAUUGUCUGGCAGGAUAGUUUACUGUGCCUUUGCUAUGACCGACCGCCUAUUGUCUCCGUGACUGGCUGGUCUCCCGUUAACUCGUUUUUCGAGAGACAAGACUUGUCCUUCGCAGAAGUGAUGUACUUUAUCUGUCGUAUUGGUCUAGAUACUAUGCGACCGGAAAGCCUCAGCGUCGCUGAAUAUGAACUAGCAAUAGAAGGGUUGCGUCAGCUAGAUUAUGCUCAUCAACGCGGUCUACCACAUCUUCGAUCACGGGAAAAUUGCACAACACUACAACAACAUCUCGAGCAUUUAGCUCUUAGAAUGCACACCUCCUUUUGUGUAUCGGUUCUCUGCCGACCGGCCAUGAAGCAGUCCACCCCACAGCCUUUUCUCCACCACGCUGAUAUUCUUCGGGCGCGUGCCAAAGGAAGCUUGAUCGAUGCUUCCAGGGCAUUUCUUGAUUUUCAAGCUCUAAGUACUGUUCCAUUGCGGACCUGGUCAAUGGUGCAUACAGUGUUGAGUUCGACCCUGCUUCUCUGCAUCUGGGAAGAGACGCGCAAUGACCCCGAAUGUCGCAAUCUUCAACAGAAAGUCAUCGACGUCUUCUCAUCGUCUAAUUCAGGAACUAAUGACGAUGGUGCUUCUUCAUCUGAAAGUGAUAGUCAGUGGUUAUCGGCUCGUCACAUCCGAGCCUUGGUGACUUUACGAAGCGCCUUGGAUCGAGAGCAGGAAACGGGCGCUACCGAAACAGAGAACUGGGCAGAAAUGACCUCGAAUAUGGUGCCGCAAUUUGGUCCUGGGCCCAUGGACAUGCCCAACCCAUUCGAUGUAUCACCUGUCACAUAUUUGGACUCGAUCAUGAACCUUCCGGUGUUUGAUUAUACACAGGAAAAUGGAUUUCUGUGA
Messenger RNA from Penicillium roqueforti, 1875 nucleotides. Its product is annotated as Zn(II)2Cys6 transcription factor. Lineage: Eukaryota; Fungi; Ascomycota; Eurotiomycetes; Eurotiales; Aspergillaceae. The transcript has 6 exons. Gene Ontology annotation, molecular function: DNA binding; carboxy-lyase activity; DNA-binding transcription factor activity, RNA polymerase II-specific. Gene Ontology annotation, biological process: regulation of DNA-templated transcription; DNA-templated transcription. The record is from RefSeq and is a predicted model, not a curated record. The coding region runs from base 1 to 1875 and encodes 624 amino acids.